AUGAGCCAACAACAAUUUGAUUUUGAUAUCACUACCCCCGAUACAUUCAUCGAUACUCCUCCUACGGCUGAUGCAUCCAUCAUGAUCACUGAGCCUUCUCCUGUGCCAUCUGUUAGAGGUACUUUCACGACAAGGAGAAAGAUCAAGUUGAUGCAUUCCUUUAGUCAAAGGAAACCUUAUGCUGCUGCCCGAGGCGACGCAGAUGUCGCAUGGGAUCAAGUUGUGGACGACGUCAACGAAGUUGAUGCUGAUUGUCGUCCGAUCGCGAAAGGUGGCGUCAAGACGAUGCAAAUCAAGCUCUUCAGUGAGUAUCGAAAAAAGUACUCCUUGUCUGGCAAUGAGGCAUUGACAGGCGAAGGCAGCAACAGCAGGAGUGAACUGGAUGAGGCCAUAAACGAGGCCAUCUCCGAGUAUGAUGACUUCCUGUCAACCAGUCGCCAGGAAAAACGUUUGUUGCGACAGUCGCAGGAGCAACGGCAAACUGUCGUUAAUGCUGUUCGCGCUGCUGCCCUUCGCGGUCAAGUCCGUCGUGCUGCUCCCUCUGCUCCCUCUGCUCCCUCUUCUGCUGCUGCUGAUGGUGAUGAUGAUGAUGAUGAUGAUGAUGAUGAUGAUGACGAAGAAGGUCCCCAGGACGACGGUGUAGGUGAAACGUUCGUGGUGGAUGAUGAUUAUGCCAGUGUCCGUCCUACACAAGCACGGCGUUUGUCAUUGUCCACCGCGACAUCAAGGGAGGUGCUGACACACCUCAUUCAAACGUGUGAUAGUUGA
This is a messenger RNA of Halteromyces radiatus, 768 nucleotides long. RefSeq lists its product as uncharacterized. Lineage: Eukaryota; Fungi; Mucoromycota; Mucoromycetes; Mucorales; Cunninghamellaceae. The transcript is spliced from 2 exons. The record is from RefSeq and is a predicted model, not a curated record. The coding region runs from base 1 to 768 and encodes 255 amino acids.